GUGUCGUGUGAAAAGUGCAAUCUAACGGAGAGCAUCGACCAGCUGAUGAGCAAUCACUCCAUCCAUGAGGAGGAGAGUAAAACAGAAGCAGAGGAGGGAGAGGUGCGAGUCAGUGUGUCAGAGUUCUCCUCUUUAGCGGCUGGCUCUCUGCUCUACCUGAGCUCUCCUGGCUUGGCCUGCACCGCCGUCACAGAGGGGAGGUGGGGAGAGGAGACCGAGCAUUUCCUGCACAAAAUCACACAUCAUGAGCACCAUGAUCACCACCACGAGGAGGACGAGGCGUCGCACAACGACACACACACCCACGAGGAGGAGCACCAGCAUGAGCGCAUAGACGCUCAUGGUCUGGAGAGUCUGCUUCGAGGGCUCGAUGAGCACUACAAGCCCUCACGCAACGAGAGCUGUGUUACACCCAGCGCCAUCAUGGCAGCAGUGAAUGCAUCAUCAGCAGGCGCCAGUGAGAUCGAGGUGGGUGCAGUGAUGGGGCGCGUCCUGUAUCACGCCUUGCAGGGUCACUGCUUCAUAAACCGUUUCCUGCCUGAGGAGAGCUACUUCCUGGACUACAUCAUGCAGCGUAUCGGCUCCGAGGAUUUCACCAUCCACGACCUGGAGGCUCUCAUGAGGAGCCUGAAGCUGGGUCCUAGCUUGGAGAAGGAGCACGAACACGAGCACAAGCACCAUGAAGACGAGCACCAUGAAGACGAGCACGCUGAUCAUGACCACAGCGAUCAGAGGCGGAGGAAGAGAAGUACCCAUGAACACCAAGAGGAACACAGGGGAAACAACACAGAAGCCCCGUGUUUCUCAGCUGAGGAGCUGGUGCUGAUCCACGGUAUGGAGAACAGUUCUGCUGCCUCUUCCCUGGAUCGAUCCGACUUGGCCCGGCUCAGCCCUGCGCUGGUCCAGCAGAUCCUGAGUGGAGCCUGUGUUGGCGACACAGAGCGUCCACAGCCCAAUGAGCUUACCACAGCUGAGAGAUACAUCUACGCGACCAUAGCCAACAUGGUGAUAACGCUGACGUCCAUGUUCGGCAUCGUGGUGCUGCUGUGUACGUCCUGCACCGACGUCUUCCAGCUGAGCAUCCAGUUUUGCAUUAGCCUGGCUGUGGGUACACUCACAGGGGACGCCUUACUGCACCUGAUGCCCAUGUUUCUAGGCUUACACGUGCACUCCAGCGAAGGCGGCAGUCACCAAGAUCACAAUCACAAGGAUGGCAGUCACGACUACAUAUACAAGAUAUUGGUGGUGCUGGCUGGGAUUUACUACUUUUACCUGAUGGAGGCAAUCUUCUCUCUGGUCACACGGAAAGAUAAUCAUUACCAUCAUCCUCAUCAUCACAGGGAAGAGUCAGAGCCGCACCACUGUGACCAUGGAAGAGUUUUAGAGAUGUACCAACAGAAGAAGAAACAACAAAAAUCACAGUCACCAUCAAAAACAGACCUCGUUGACUGUGAAGACGACAACAGAUCAUUUCCAAAGCCAACAGAGCGCAGCAGAGAACAGCGUCUGCUGCCCUACAUGAUCACUAUAGGCGAUGGGAUCCAUAACUUUGCCGAUGGUUUGGCGAUUGGUGCGGCUUUCUCCCUGUCAUGGAGGUCUGGUUUGGCCACAUCAGUAGCUGUACUCUGCCAUGAGCUACCACAUGAGCUGGGUGACUUUGCCAUUUUGCUCCACAGUGGUCUGUCAGUCCGCCGGGCUUUGCUGCUGAAUGUUGGCAGUGCCAUGACCUCGUUCGUGGGCCUGUACAUUGCUCUGUCUGUGGCCACUGACCUUGCCACCAAACAGUGGAUAGCUGCUGUCACUGCAGGGCUUUUUCUGUAUGUGGGACUGGCUGAUAUGCUCUCCACCAUGGUUCACUCCAGCAACAAGAGACCCUGGUUGAUGUUUCUGUUGCAAAAUAUCGGCCUGCUGAGCGGCUGGGCCAUCCUGUUGCUGCUGUCGCUGUUCGAAGACAAGAUAGGCCUUUAAUACAAGGACACUGGAACAGACACACACGCACAAAACACAAUGGUCGGCUCGGUGGAUUUCUCUUCCUGCUGGUGUAAUCACUAUAGAUAAUUUUUUUUCUACCUUUAUUUAACCAGAUAAAACUCAUUGAGAUAAAAUGGAAUCUCUUUUUCAAGAGUGACCUG
Molecule: messenger RNA, 2132 nt
Organism: Myripristis murdjan (pinecone soldierfish)
Lineage: Eukaryota; Metazoa; Chordata; Actinopteri; Holocentriformes; Holocentridae
Product: zinc transporter ZIP4-like
Exons: 12
Coding region: 46-1968 (640 amino acids)
Biological process (GO): zinc ion import across plasma membrane; intracellular monoatomic cation homeostasis
Cellular component (GO): plasma membrane
Molecular function (GO): zinc ion transmembrane transporter activity; monoatomic cation:bicarbonate symporter activity
Source: RefSeq, a predicted model, not a curated record